Ichthyophthirius multifiliis is the source of this 462-nucleotide messenger RNA. Its product is annotated as protein kinase domain protein. Gene Ontology annotation, cellular component: cytosol; protein kinase CK2 complex; nucleus. Gene Ontology annotation, molecular function: protein serine/threonine kinase activity; ATP binding. Gene Ontology annotation, biological process: protein phosphorylation. The annotation marks the transcript as partial. The transcript has 5 exons. The record is from RefSeq and is a predicted model, not a curated record. NCBI's taxonomy places the organism in Eukaryota, Ciliophora, Oligohymenophorea, Hymenostomatida.
GUAUUUGAAUUUGUAAAUGGAACUUCUUUAACUAAGACAUCAUCAAAUAUAACAGAUGAUAAUGAUGUUAGAAUUUUUAGUUAUCGCUUAUUGAAAGCUGUUUCUGAAUUACAUGAUUAUGGAAUUAUACAUAAUGACUUAAAAGGAGCAAAUAUAUUACUUAAUCAUGAAAACAAAAAAUUGAAAUUAAUAGAUUUUGGUUUAUCUUAUAUGUAUAAUCCAUAAUUAAUAAGAACAUCAACUGGAGGUACUGUUAAUUAUAAAGCUCCAGAGCAAUUGAUUAAUUAAGGUUUUAAUCAUCAUUUUACGCCGGCAAUAGAUGUCCAUGCAACAGGAGUACUAAUAGCCCAUUUAAUGUACAAAAAGUUCCACUACUUAUAACUAACUUAAUUUGAAAGAAUAACCGCAAAAGAAGCUUUAAAACAUAAAUAUUUUGACCCAAUUAGAAAUUUGGUUGAAUGA